This is a messenger RNA of Lottia gigantea (owl limpet), 510 nucleotides long. RefSeq lists its product as hypothetical. The record is from RefSeq and is a predicted model, not a curated record. The annotation marks the transcript as partial. The transcript is spliced from 4 exons. Gene Ontology annotation, biological process: negative regulation of BMP signaling pathway; ubiquitin-dependent protein catabolic process. Gene Ontology annotation, molecular function: ubiquitin-protein transferase activity. Lineage: Eukaryota; Metazoa; Mollusca; Gastropoda; Lottiidae.
AGGUUGUACGUACAAUGGAGAUUUUUACAAGGCAUAGAUUCCCAGUUUUCAGCAUUGCAAAAAGGAUUUCAUGAAAUCAUUCCACAACAUUUAUUACUUCCCUUUGAUGAAAGAGAGCUUGAGUUGAUGAUAGGUGGUCUAGGUAAAAUAGAUAUUGUUGAUUGGAAGAAAUAUACUCGACUAAAACACUGCACAAAUGAUAGCAAUAUAACAAAAUGGUUUUGGAGAGCUGUAGAUUGUUAUAAUGAUGAGAUGAGAGCCAGAUUGUUACAGUUUGUUACUGGGAGUUCUAGGGUACCAUUACAAGGUUUUAAAGCUUUACAAGGUUCAACUGGUGCCGCUGGUCCAAGAUUAUUUACUAUACAUCAAGUUGAUAUUAAUACAGCUAAUCUUCCUAAAGCUCACACAUGUUUCAACAGAAUUGAUAUACCUCCUUAUGAGUCUUACGAGAAAUUCUAUGGAAAGUUAACUUGUGCAGUGGAAGAAACCUGUGGUUUUGCUGUUGAGUGA